CCCGCCCUCUGCAGAGAUUUCCCUCCCCUCUCCUCUCUGAUCCUUAGUUUCCCCUUCUGUUUCCUUAGGACACUGGAGCAGCUAAAGAGCAACUGACUGGGGUGGGGGGGCAGACUGUAUGCACUGCAUUGUUUUGGAGGGGAGCAAGGUGGACCUGGCACAUUUGGACGCUGGUUCGCGGUGAUCAUAGGAACCCCUUUGCUUGCCAUAAAGCGGGUGGGCGGAGGCUGUUUCCAAACUGGCGUUUGGAGCGCGGUGCCAACUCCACCAAACCUUAAGGCCACUAAGCAGCUUGGAUCUGUUUUCCGUUGCCACAGUGGGUUGCUAUUGCUUGCUGCCAGCUGUACCUGCUGGAUAGGUGCCACCUAUCCCAUGGCUUUUCUUCAGGAUCACUGCUACAGUUUGUGCCUUGGGCAACUUUGCUGUUCUUUGGAUUGGUACUUCUAGAUCAGCUUGCUGUUGUCUGCCAGCUUGCUGUGCCUUGGGUGCCAAGGUGAAGAAGCCCUUACUCCUACUUCAUGGUAACAUGGGGGCAUGUUCUGCCAAGCAGAUCUCAGCAUGCAUCUUGGAUUGGUACCACUAAUGUCUUCACUUCGAUCAGUGCCACCCACUGUCAACUGAUACUGCUCUGUUGGAUUGGGAGCCACCAGAGGACUUCUCUUCUUCACCUGGACAUUACAGUUUACUUCCUUCCAGGAUGGUAGCAAAGGUGACAUUCUGGUGUCUGCCUUACUUUGGCAUGAGACUUUGGUGCAGAAAUGACAGCUGAGACAGAGCCUUUGGCACACCACCCAAGCUGGACUUGGCAUCCAUCCCCAAGGAAGUACUCAUAAAGAGAUACCUAUGGAGCUGCAGAGACAUUCCAAGUCUAUAGGAGAUCCUCACAGACCACCAGAAAUCUUGGAACACCCCUUUUUGCAAGAGCCCACAAGUGAUGUGGGACAGCCUAUCAAGCUGGAGAUGGUGGAUGAAGGAGGAGAUAUCCAAACUCCACCUCCAAAACUCUCUCGUCCACCAGUGCCUUCCUCUGGGGGUGCCCUCCUUCAGGGUUUGAAUGGGCUUCCAGGAGCAGGCAGACGGGCACAUGUACCCGGUGGGACAGCAGGCACGGAGCAAGGUGAACCUUCUCGACUGGGCCGCUACUUGCUGAUUGACAGUCAGGGGCUGCCGUACACAGUGCUGGUGGAAGAAGGGGUGGGGGCAGCAGGGGGAACUGAAGGGGGUGGGGCGGGGGCACCGCUGCGUAAGGUGUACAGCUGCCCCGUGUGCUCUCGGACAUUUGAGUACCUGUCUUACCUGCAGCGUCACAGCAUCACCCACUCAGAAAGCAAGCCUCACGUCUGCCGAGCAUGCGGCAAGGCCUUCAAGCGCACUUCUCACCUGGAGCGCCACAAGUAUACCCACUCAGGCCGGAAGCCCCACCAGUGCCCCAUCUGCCAGCGCAGCUUCCGUGACUCUGGGGAGCUCUCCCAUCACCAGCGGGUGCACACGGGCGAGCGGCCUUACCAGUGCGAGGCGUGCCACAUGCGCUUCGGCGAGCGCAAUACCCUCCAGAGGCACAUCCGCCGCAAGCACCGGCUGCAGCUUCUCCCUGCACCGUAGAGACUGGCACCUGGGGGGACUCGACUCGGGCCAUGGAGACUGGCAUGGCGAAGGCCAGCCCAGGCUUGGACAGCUGUCAUCUAGGCCCUGCUAGCAUCCACGCAUGCUGUAGAGAUCCUAGCCUGCACCUAUCUGCCCAUGUAUUAUGGACCUGAUACUUCUCACACCGGUCAGUUCAAGGACUAGCUGCUUCUUGGGGCAAAAUGGGAAGGGAGAAUCUCAUCCUGCUCCGCCACAAGCUACCUGGCAUGCAGACGCCAGCUUCCUCAGACCUAGCAUGGACACCUCUUGCCUUCCCAUGCUGCCCUGCUCCCUUCCAUAGGAACUGCCUGUCUGCACUCCCGAUAACCUAAGCUGGCAGGGAGGCUGUCCUUCCUGCUCGCGGUGCUCCUGUAGGCCUCAUGCAGCUAGCUUGGAUACCCUGGCCUGCCGUUGCUCCUCUUGGCCAUGCAGAGCAUAGCCUGCCUCUCACUCUGUCAGUGUCCAAGGGACCAGGCCUUGUCUUACGUUGUGGACACCUGAUGGGGAGAAACCUGCAGGCACUGCCUCGACCCUGCACACAUGGCCCAGAACUCGCCUGAGGGCAUGCUCUUAGGCAAUCUGGCUGUGCAUAUCUGUCAAUAACCCUCCUAUUCAUUUGAAGAUCUCUCUUGGAAGCUACCAAGCACUAAUUUAGAGGGAUGUUAUAUACAGGGUGACCCCAAAACACAGCAUGAAGACAUUGGCCCAAUGGAAAACUAGGGCAGAUUUCCUUUACAGAUCAUAAUGGUAGGUUCAGGGGCAGAAGGAUUAGAUGGGGCAGCCAUGAAAAUAGCUCCCCUUCUGUAAAGGUUUUAAAUUGAAUAUAGCAAAUGGUUCAAGCUUAAUUGGACUGUUUAUUUUGAGCCCCUUGCUAUGGUCUUAGAUGCCAAGCUUUUAUGACUACUGCCUCUGGUUUGAAAUCCUGAGAUCUCAUCCCAAUGACACCCAUGCCCAAAUUUCUGUCUGUCUUCCCCACUCCCUGUCAUAAACAACACGAAAGAUCCUUUUGAAAGAGAUGUAGUAGGAGGUUAGAAAAGGCUGAAUUCCAUAGUGCACAGAGGAAAAAGUUGCACUCCUUUUAAGGGUGUGUUCAAAGUACAGCAACACUAGCAAGGACCUGGCACCUUUUGGUUUUGUGGCGGCCUUGUUGCUUCUAUUUUUAGAAAGCUACGAGAGAUUAUGGUUUGGUUAAAAUUUGGAGGAGCUAAGGGGAAGAGUUUGGAGAUAUAAUAAGACCUCCCUCCCCAUCUCCUAAAUCAAACAGCUAAGAGGUUCCAGUUCAGAUUUAGAAAGCAUAAAACCCCAAGUGGCAAUACUAAAGGAUGGAAUGUAGUCUAUGUCCCCACUUUCGGGCCGUAACAGUCUCUUUGCUCCCACCCCUCCAAACAUUUCCAUUGAAACAGCAUUGGUGAUUUUGCAUUCCUUUCCACAUACGCUGUACUGCGCAUCUACUCUUUAGAUCAGAGCCAUGUGCAAACCUAUCUACCCUUUUAUCAGGCCUUGUUUCCCUCUAUUCUCAAACGCUUGGAACAAUCGCAAACAUUUCCCCCAUAGUUGAGGGCCAGAGCUUGUGUUCUGUGGGUGAGGUUUUGAGCCCCAGUUCUGCUGUAGUCUUGCAGCCUGCGUGGUGAGACCGUAAAAGUUUCCUAUGAUAUCUAACAAACAAGAUCUCUGUUUCUGUGACAGAGGAAUUUGGGUGGCAAAUAAGACUGACAUACAGGCCGGUGUUCCAAAGUGCUGGAUGAACUGGCACCUCCAAAGCUUCCAGGGAGACUUGACUCAUGUUUCCUCAACUUCAUAUUUAGUGUGGAAUCUGUGUGUCCUCUUUUUUAUUAAUUAAAAAUAAUUCUCUGGAGUUUUGGUCCAUCUUUGUGUGCUACAUAAAUAAAGUGAUGUGUUACUUUAA
Messenger RNA from Varanus komodoensis (Komodo dragon), 3529 nucleotides. RefSeq names its product zinc finger protein 581-like. Gene Ontology annotation, cellular component: nucleus. The transcript has 2 exons. Bases 844 to 1602 code for a protein of 252 amino acids. NCBI's taxonomy places the organism in Eukaryota, Metazoa, Chordata, Lepidosauria, Squamata, Varanidae. The record is from RefSeq and is a predicted model, not a curated record.